AUAAUUGUAGAUUUUACAUUUUAAAUUAAUUGCAAAAUACGAAGAACAAACUUUAUUAAAAUUAUGUAAUACAAUGGUGGCGGUGUUCUGCUUAAGAAAUUGCUUUUCAGAUUUGUUGAAAACAUGUUUUUGUGUAACUCAUUGACUUUUUUUAUUUAGGCCUUGUGGUUUUAGUUGUUCACUUAGGAAUCCUGUUAACGCCAACAAUUUAGCGGCAUUCAAAAAAUGCAUUUUUAGUGAUAUUUCGAUAGCAUUUCAUCAUUUAGUUUAAGGAUACAUUCGUUCGGAAAAUUAAAAACUUUCUGGUAUAUUCGACAAAAAAAAACUAGAACUAAUUUUAAAGUAAAUUACUGAUUUAUAUCUAUGGACACUACAGCGUGGAUUAAAGUUACGCACAUUUUUGGGACGCCACCGAUAUACCUAACGCAACUGAAUUAUUAUAUAUUCCAUUUUUAAAGAAAUGACAAUAGAACAGAAUAAUAGUAUAUUAUGCAACAAGUGCGGUAAUAGUAUAUUAUGCAACAAGUGCAGUAAACGGCAUUUGACUCACGAGUUUAUUUGACACGAGCGGAGCGUAGCGUUGAGUUAGUUACUUUAGUACUAUGCUGAUUCACUACUUCAUACGAUUGGUCGUAAUGUGAGACUCCCAUUUGUGCAACGCUUGAUCUAACGUACCUUAUUCUAUUGUUCAACUUGUUAUAUCAUUUAAUAAAUGCAGUGACAACCAAAACAACCAGACAAAAAUAAUUAAAAAAAAAUGCAUAGCAUUUAAUACAGUGUAUACCUACUUCGAGGUUAAGCUAUACGUGGAUUAGCUUACUCUAUAUGAAGUCUCAUGUAUGUAAUGGAUUGGCCAAAUUCAUCAGUUUUAAAAAUCAUAAUGCGAUAAGAAGAGACGAUAGGAGGCAGUAUUGAUAUUUGUUGUGGUUUUUCUAGCGGGUAGUCAUUCCGUGGCACUCGGAAGAAUUAAACCGCAUUAUUAAAUUUCAGCCGAUCAAGAUGUAUGUCUAUAUGGUGCUUCUGAUCUGCAACGUCCCUUUAAUAUCAACGAAGAUCCUCGAAUGUAUCGUCCAAUCGUCAGAGAAAACAAGAACGUUUCAUUCUUUGAGGGACUAUCAAGCCAACGACAUUCCAUUUGACCCUCGCCAUAUGGGCUUUCUAGGAAACCACGUUAAUUUCGAUUUCGUCUCCAUAGAUAGAAUUCCGAGGAACGCAUUCAUAACCUACAAUUCCGAAAACUUAGUAAGCUUAAGUUUGAGCAAAAAGGGAAUAGUAACGGUAGACCCCGGAGCGUUUAACAGCUUGUUUUGUUUACACCGUCUCGACUUGGACGGUAACUUUAUUGCCAACUUGUCUGCCGAAGUAUUCCAAGGGCUGGACACUUUAAGAGUGUUGAACCUUAGCGGCAAUAUGCUCGAGUUUAUCCCCCGAUUGCUGUUUAGCAAUUUGAGGAGCAUAAAACAAAUCGAUUUGUCGAAUAACGUCAUUAAGCGGAUCGAUAGUAUGGGCCUUCGCAACGCAACUACAUUGGAAGCGUUAUAUUUGGGCAAUAAUAAAAUCAAAGCGUUUCCGGCUACUUGUUUCGUGGAGUCGACAAAUUUGAAAGUGCUGGAUCUUUAUUCGAAUUUUCUUACGAUAGAAGGGGCGAAUAUGCUGCAGGGCCUCGAACGUUUGGAGUAUCUCAAUUUGUCGAGGAAUCACAUCGCGACAUUGAACUUCGAAAACGAUACUUAUGUGUGGGAGAAUCUAAAAGUUCUGAAUGUAUCGGGCAACGUCUUGGCAAAUAUCGAUGUUCCCGGCUUAAGGAAUCAUUUUCCGACGCUACGCAUGUUGGAUAUCAACGAUAAUAAUUUUCUUUGUACUGAACUGGACAUAAUUUUUAGAAGUUUGAGAUACGAAAGCAUCGACGUAGCAAAGGGAAGAUACGUUUCGUCUCACUAUUCCAUUCAAGGUGUUUACUGCAAAGGUGCCAUCGUAAACGAACCCAGCAGAAGUUUACCAGUUGCAUCGACAGUUCCACAUGUAGAAAACUACGAUGGACGUGUCGACGCCAGUCUGAGUCACUGGCUUGGCUUCGUGUCGGCUUUAACCGGUAGCGUGCUAAUAACUGUGGUGUUGUUUUCUUUAUAUAAAACGGGAAUUGCGGCCACCGUGUACGACCGGAUUAGGCACCGGGUGACAAACAGUUCUCUUAAUCCAGAAUAUAUUUCGUUAAAUAGUUAGUGUAGGACGCGUUGUUCUAAUUUGACGGUUUGUGAGAGUUAAUAAAUGUGCUGUGAAUUUUAAUAUAGGUUUGAAGUGCAAUUAUCAUUUUUGUUAUUGCUACCUACUAUUCGAUUUAUUUCAUUUCUCCACAAAUAUACUGCACACAGAUCCGUCAAAACUUUUUUAAUGUACCGGGUGGCCAAUUAAGAAGAGCGCUCUGUCGUAGUGUUGUGGAAUUAACUGGUCAAUUUUUUUGUGUCAAUUGACCAGUCAAAUGACCGAAAUAAUUUUAAAAAUACAAUGACAUUUAUAUUUAUUUAUUUAUGUUGUGCUUUACGUCGCUGUAGCGUCGUUUAAAAGUCGCUAUUUUUAUUGAGAUUCUCCGAAUCGCCAAGUAUCGUAUUCGGGUAUGCCUUGAAGAGGUUAUAGGUAAAUUGGACAUCUCAAUCGCAUAAUAAUUUAUUGUAAGAUACAUAUUAUAAUAAAUAGUGAUAGAUAAUACUCUCCAAUUGCAAGUUGUUAUUUAAGACAUUUUGAUAGCAUUUGUCAAUUGUGUCACUGAUGGUCAAUUGACCAGCCCCAACACUACUCUGCCCUCGGUGGAUUUGGAUUGCUCGUAUCGCCACUAGAGAGCGUUUUACGACAUCGCUAUAAAUAAAGUAUAUUUUCUCAAAGAAAUUUAAUGCACCGAUAUAAUUUUUUUGUGACAAAAGCUAGCUAAAUAAGCAUCCAACACGCUAGUGAAAAUUCAAAAUAAUAUCCCAUCUUUGGGAAUAUUUUUAGUAUACCUGCCAUUAUUAGAUCCUGAUUUUCGUUUUUUAGCAAUAUACAGGGCAUCCCAGUGAGGGCAACGAGAUACGAUAAUAGGGGGAACGGGAAAAAAACUAGGUAAACCGUCCGAGACAAAAUGCCGGAAAUAAUUUUCGAGGUUUCUAAAAAAAUUUUAACGUUAACCAUAGUUACAGUGAGAAUCUUUAAUAAACUUGGAGCCAUUAAAAAAUGCUUUUCCUAGCCUGCUAAUGGCAUACCAAUAUCUUUUUCCUAACCUAAAAUAUGAAUAAAAAAACUUAACGCUUCAGAAAAACUUCGAUUUUAGGAAAAAUUCGCAUUUUACUCCACUUACAACGCUUAUUUAAUAUUCCUUAAUAAUUUUUCUUCCGAAUUUCUAGGAUCAUCCGAUUCCCUAAUGCAGUACCUCGUCGUGCUUUCUGAGACACCCGGUAUAUAUACAUUUACAUUUUCUUUAUAAACAGAGAUUUACACACACUGAACUCAUUUUGUCAGAUUAUUUAAUGAGAUCUAGGCAUAUUUUGAGAAAAAUAUGUCUAAUUAUAUUAAGAUUAUUACAAUUUAUAGUCUAUUUUGUAUUUAUUUGUACAAAAUUGUCAACCUUAGAAUUGCUCGAUGCUGCAUUAAAACAGAAAGUUCGUAGUCUGUUAUUACUGUAAUAUAUUGAAUUCCAAUAUUUAGUUAUGACUUCUGGGUUUCUCGUGCACAGGUUGUUGAUAAAUUCAACUUGUUGACGUUUCUUCAAUCAUCCUGUUGACUUCUUCAGAGCUUAACUGAAACUAAAUGUGAUUGCACCCCCAAGUUAGAAUCUUACAAAUAGUUUCUAGCAUUUUCUCUUGGUUGCUUUUGUUUUUUCACCGACGUCACCCUUAGAAAAAACUAUCGGCCAAUCUUCCUGAAUCUUCAAAGUCCACCGUUUUUGAAUUAUUGCUAGAGAAAAAAAACAUGUCCA
This is a messenger RNA of Cylas formicarius (sweet potato weevil), 3946 nucleotides long. RefSeq names its product inositol-trisphosphate 3-kinase homolog (gene IP3K1). The coding region runs from base 1000 to 2223 and encodes 407 amino acids. The record is from RefSeq and is a predicted model, not a curated record. Gene Ontology annotation, biological process: inositol phosphate biosynthetic process. The transcript is spliced from 3 exons. NCBI's taxonomy places the organism in Eukaryota, Metazoa, Arthropoda, Insecta, Coleoptera, Brentidae. Gene Ontology annotation, molecular function: inositol-1,4,5-trisphosphate 3-kinase activity; inositol tetrakisphosphate kinase activity; protein binding. Gene Ontology annotation, cellular component: nucleus; cytoplasm.